This is a messenger RNA of Pangasianodon hypophthalmus (striped catfish), 3209 nucleotides long. It is a transcript of the gene rbm46, whose product is annotated as RNA binding motif protein 46. The record is from RefSeq and is a predicted model, not a curated record. Bases 225 to 1853 code for a protein of 542 amino acids. Gene Ontology annotation, cellular component: nucleus. The transcript is spliced from 6 exons. NCBI's taxonomy places the organism in Eukaryota, Metazoa, Chordata, Actinopteri, Siluriformes, Pangasiidae. Gene Ontology annotation, molecular function: mRNA binding.
AGUACAGUAGGGUAGUGCGCAAGCGGCGGUGUGAAUACGGAGUAAACGGGUACUAUUUGUGUACUAUUUAUCUACACUAUGUAGUGCGCUAGUAUGAGCUUCUCUCCCACGUCACCGGCUCACUGUCGGUCUCGCGCUCAUCGGGAACCGCAGCAACAAACGACGGUGGAGCAGCGUUAGUAUCUUGCGCGCGUGUACGCAGUGCUGCGGUGUGUGAGGUGGAGAUGAGUGAGGGUGGUGUUGAGCCGUGUGCUGAUGGUCAGGCCUUCAGCCCUAAUGAAACCGCUCUGCUGGCCCUGAUGGAGAAGACCGGUUACAGUAUGGUCCAGGAAAACGGACAAAGGAAAUUUGGAGGUCCACCACCAGGCUGGGAAGGUCCUCCUCCUCCCCGAGGCUGUGAGGUAUUUGUGGGAAAAAUUCCCAGAGAUAUGUACGAGGACGAGCUGGUGCCCGUGUUCGAGCGCGCAGGCCGCAUCUAUGAGUUCCGCUUGAUGAUGGAGUUCAGCGGGGAGAACCGUGGCUACGCCUUCGUCAUGUACACCACCCGAGAAGCAGCGCAGCGAGCCAUUGCCCUCCUCGACAACUACGAAAUCCGUCCAGGGAAGUUCAUCGGAGUGUGUGUGAGUCUGGACAACUGUCGCCUCUUCAUCGGCUCUAUUCCUAAAGACAAGAAGAAGGAGGAAAUCCAGGAAGAGAUGAUGAAGGUAACAGAUGGAGUGGUGGAUGUUAUCGUGUACCCCAGUGCCAUGGACAAAACUAAGAACCGUGGUUUUGCGUUUGUGGAGUACGAGUCACACAAAGCCGCCGCCAUGGCUCGCAGGAAGCUCAUCCCAGGAACAUUCCAGUUGUGGGGUCACACUAUUCAGGUGGACUGGGCUGAGCCAGAGAAAGAUGUCGAUGAGGAGACGAUGCAGCGUGUUCGGGUUCUCUACGUCCGUAAUCUCAUGCUGCACACGACCGAGGAGACGCUUCACUUAGAGUUCAGCCGUCUGAAGCCCGGUUCUGUGGAGCGCGUUAAGAAACUGACAGACUACGCCUUUAUUCACUUCUACUGCCGUGAAGAUGCGCUCGCCGCACAGCAGUCCAUGAACGGCAAACUCAUCGAUGGCUCUCCGAUUGAAGUCACUCUCGCAAAGCCGGUCAGCAAAGACACGGGUCGAAGAUUCAGAACCCGAUUUGGACAUAAUGGAACGGCACCAGCGCUCUGCAGUGACCCCAACUUCCUCCUACAGAGCAAAGACGACUCCGGAAUCAGCGUGGGCUCAGGAGUGAUGAGUGAUGGUUUUUCUGCACAUGCUCUCAGUUUAUCUCCUCAUCUGAGUAGCCCGUAUUCCGUGGAGUUAGAGCGGUGCGUUUAUCCGUUCCUGCCCGGGUCCAGUCUGGUCCCGAUCAGUCUGCAGAGCCUGAAGCCGAGUCAGCUGAGCUCUGCUGUGUCUCUGCUGGAAUAUUACUGCCACAAGAACGGCUGGUCUCUGCCGGAGUAUUACCUUUACACCACUACUGCGGCGACCUACUCCGCUGCAGGCCAUGAAGGAAAAACACUGCUGGUCUAUAAAGUGGUGAUCAGCAGCACACAGAGCAGCUACAUGCCCGAUAAAGUCUGCACCGUUCUCGAGGAUGCCAAGGAGCUCGCAGCUCACAACGCUCUCUGGAACCUUGAUCUCGCAUUCUAUGGCCCAGGUUCUCCUGGCAGUUUCUCUCCUCCUGCAGUUCCCUCUGGAACGGGUUUGUUGUCGUUUGCGUGUCGAGCGGUACCGUACCCAGCGUACUCCGUGGCUCCCGUCUCACCUCCGCUGUCCAUCUCCAGUACCAGGGGCUCGCGGAUCUACAUUCCCAACCAGUCUCCCUUCUGACCGAGCCGCACAGUGUGAGCAGAGCUGUUGUUGUUGUUUCGUUGUGCUCAGACGUGUCACUUACGUUGUGUUUUUUAUGUUUUGUAGUAAGUAAUUAUUUUUUUAUCCGUAGAAUUCCCAGAUCAUUACACGUGUUCUGUUUCAGUGUUUCUAAAAGACUUUCUCCUUUUGCAUGUAAAACAAGUUGGGAAAAAAGUAUUAUUAUAAAUAUCUGAUUAUAUCUCUGAGCCACAGCAGGUUUUACUCUGUAUGAAAGGUUCGCCAACAGGAUUAGUUAGUGAAUUGUCUUCUAGUGAUAGUUACUGAGAUGUGGCUCUUCUUCUGUCCUGCUUUAGCCUUAAACUGCUUCCAUUCCUCGCCUUCACCAUUUAGACAAAAUGCACUUAAAUGCUCAAAGGACCCAAAAAAUCUCUAGUACCGAUUAAAUUUAGAUAGUAAAGCAUAAUUUUAUUUAAACAGUAAAAUAAUUUCCCUGAAACGUUCACUAGCAUUUCUGGAAAGUGGAUAAAUUACACAAGAGUAAACUAUAAAUGUACCUGUAGGGUUCGUAGGGUUUCUACUGUAUAUAACACUCUUUAUUAACACUCUUUAUUAACACUCUUUAUUAACACUCUUUAAUAAACACUUACACUUUAAUAAACACUUUAAUAAACACUUUAAUAAACACUCUUUAACUCCUAAUAUUAAUUGGAAAAGAAGUUAAGAGAAUAAUUAAAAUAUCGAUUAUUUUAGCCAAAACCAUUCCUUCUAGCAAAACAGUGUGCUUUUUUUAUACUUCCAUACAAAUUAUUUAUUUUUAUUUACAAUUCAUUUUAAUUUAAAUUCUGUUAGUAAACAGUAAUGAGUUAAACCUUCAGAGUGUAUAGCACACAGAUGUGUAGCUACAGCAGCCGAGAUAAAUAAAGUGAAUAUCAAUGCAACUUUAAAUAGAAGCCAACAAUUUAUUUCAUAUACACUAAAUUUAUUUUAAAGAAUUUUGUGUCAGAAUUGGUCCUCUGUAAUUCAUAAUGAUUUAUGGAAUUAAAUCUAGUUGUUUUUUAUUCAUCUUUGCUCAAUAUUUUGUUUAGUUCUAUAGCAUUUAUAUGAACUUAAAUCUACUGUUUAUGGAGAUUAGAAAUGAUUUCUGAAAAUGGCCCAGUGUCCUUUCCACUUGAAUGGAUUUAAGAACAACUCGUGUUUUCAGUUGAAUUAAGAUUAGGACAUUUAGUUUUUACACAAGCUGAUUUUCCUUGUGAUUUAACACAGAAUGUUUAAUACACUGCUGCAGAUAUCUACUGUUCAUGCAGAACAUUUUAACUGUUUGAGAUCAUGUUAACUUGUUGAGUAAACUAAAGAGAAGAAAAUACUGAGUGUUGC